GGCGAGCUUCGACCUUCGAGUUCGAGUUCGACUCUGCCGUCGACCUCGGCUGACUGCGAAGUAAGCUGCUGAAGGAGAACGAGCAGACGGCGGACGCUGAAGAGGCCAUGGCGGAAGUUGAGCAGCCGGCGGGCGAAUGGCGGCUGCGGGGCGGCCAAUACCUUGGCGAAAUCUCCGCUCUCUGCUUCCUCCACCUGCCCUCUCACUCUCCUGUCUCCUCUCUCCCGCUCCUCCUCUCCGGCUCUGGCUCGCAGAUGUUUGUGCACAGCAUUGAGUCCGGCGAGUUGAUUCGAUCAUUCCAUGUGUUCGAAGGGAUUCGUGUUCAUGGAAUCACUUGCAGCUCCUUUUGGUUCGCGGAAGGAUCCCCAAGCUCUGCUUUGGUUUAUAAUGUUGCUGUUUACGGGGAAAGGAGAGUGAAGCUGUUCAAUUUAACCAUCCGAGAAGAGGACAGCUUGUGCGUGGAGCUGAGGUUGCUCCAGUCGCUGCCGAAGUUCGGUCACUGGGUCCUGGACGUUUGCUUCUUGAAGGGUGAAGAUACGACUUCAGUUGACGAUAGCGGCCUUGUUGCUGUAGGAUGUAGUGACAAUACCCUAAGUCUGUGGGACGCCACUAAUUCGAGCAUGAUUCUCCAAGUUCAUUCUUCUGAGAGUUCCCUUCUGUAUUCAAUGCGUCUGUGGGGUGACAAUCUUGAAGAUCUUCGAAUUGCAUCUGGAACAAUCUAUAAUGAGAUCAUUGUUUGGAGAGUGGUCGCUCGUCCUGAUCCAUGGUCUUUGACUAGUCCCACGGGAGAAAGUAUUUCCAGAUAUGACCAGCACUAUUUUCCACCUUAUGAAGCUCUCCCCAUGUGUAGACUUGUCGGACAUGAAGGUUCAAUUUUUCGAAUAGCAUGGUCCUCUGAUGGGUCCAAAUUGGUCUCUGUUUCUGAUGAUCGUAGUGCGCGUAUAUGGCAAGUUCAUUCUGAAGCGAACUGUUCUGAUAAUAUUGGGCAAAUCAGCUUUCUUUUUGGCCACAAUGCUCGAGUUUGGGAUUGUGUCAUUUCUAAAAAUCUGAUCAUUACAGCCAGUGAAGAUUGCUCCUGUCGUUUGUGGGGGCUUGAUGGUAAACAGCUUAAGGUGAUCAAGGAACACAUAGGAAGGGGUAUAUGGAGAUGCCUAUUUGAUCCAAACUCAUCAGUCCUCAUUACUGGUGGUUUUGACUCUGGAAUUAAAGUGUAUCAGCUGAAUUCCCUUUUAGCUCAAGAUCCACAUCGGUGUUUUGGUGCACAUGCAGUCUCAGACAGGACCGAGCUUUUUGCUGUUCGUAUUCCCAAUUCAUCAGAAAGUUUGGGACUUAUGGACAGUAAAAGUGAAUAUGUGCGCGGCUUACGUUUUUCAAGUGAAGACACCCUUUAUGUUGCAACAAAUCGUGGUUAUCUUUACCACACUAAAUUGCCUAAAUUUGGUGAUGUGACAUGGACCCAACUUGCUCAUGUCAGUCCUGAGUUGCCUAUUGUUUGCAUUGAUCUGUUGUCCCAGAGUCCAUCUAUCAUUUCUGGUGGAAAUGAGGAUUGGCUUGCUACUGGCGAUGGAAAAGGCCGUGCAACAGUUGUUAAAGUUCUGAAUCAUGCAGAUUCUCCAAGAGUGGACUCCACUUUCUCUUGGUCAGCUGAGAAGGAUCGACAGCUUCUUGGAAUCUACUGGUGCAGAUCCUUGGGACAUAGGUUCAUCUUCACAGCUGACCCUACAGGAGUUAUAAAGCUCUGGAGGUUGGAUAUUGCCGUGUCAUUUGUUCCUUGUGAUACUGGGGAAAGUACCCAUGUAUCUCUAUUAGCAGAAUUUGCAUCUCAUCUUGGAAAUCGAAUUAUUUGUCUGGAUGCAUCACCUCAGGAAGAGGUGCUAAUUUGUGGAGAUCUUCGAGGAAACUUGGUCAUGUUUCCUCUCUUAAAGGACCAGUUACUGAACGUAUCUGUGGCAUCACAAGCAACGAUAUCUCCAAUGAACCAUUUCAAAGGAGCCCAUGGGAUAUCAACAGUGUCUAGUAUUACAGUUUCUGGAUGUAGUCCAAAUCACAUAGAGAUAUGCUCGACCGGAGCUGAUGGGUGUAUGUGCCAUCUGGAGUAUGACAGAAAUCUACAAAUUGUAAAAUUUGUAGGGAUGAAACAAGUGAAAGAACUGAGCUUGAUUGAAUCUGUUUCUGUGGAUAAAAAUCUUGGGAGCAGCGAGUAUGCAGCUGGAUUUGCAUCUACAGAUUUCAUAAUAUGGAACUUAGCGACUGAGACUAAGGUUCUGCAAGUCCCAUGUGGUGGAUGGAGGCGACCGCAUUCUUACUACUUUGGUGAUGUUCCUGAUACGAAGAACUGCUUUGCUUAUGUCAAGGAUGAGAUUAUUCAUAUUCAUCGACUUUGGAAAUCGGAAAGUGGGGAGAGUAUACUCCCUCGGAAUCUGCACCUGCAAUUCCAUGGGAGAGAACUGCAUUCCUUGUGCUUCAUGCGUCAAAAUCCCCAAGUUGAAGCAAACGAGAGAUCCAGUUGGCUUGUGACUGGUUGUGAGGAUGGAACAGUGAGACUGACUCGGUAUGAUCCAUUUGUAGAGAACUGGUCCUCAUCCAAAUUACUUGGCGAGCAUGUUGGUGGAUCGGCUGUUAGAUCAAUAUGCUGCGUGUCGAGGACUCACAGAGUCAACACAUUGGCGGGUGGCUACAAAGAGAAUCUGACCAAGAAUGUAGAAGCUUUCACAGAGGCUGGAGAUGAUCCAGUUUUGCUUAUUUCAGUCGGUGCUAAACGAGUUCUAACUUCUUGGCUGCUGAGAAAAUGGAAUCCACGUGAAGAGGAAUCACUUGUUGAUCAUCAACAACAGAAGAAGACUGAUAAUGGCUCAGCUGGAUCUUCUUCAAUGUCAUUCCAAUGGCUGUCCACUGAUAUGCCAGUCAGGAACUCAGUGCCACCCAAAAAAUCAGAAAAAAUUGAUAGAUUUGUCAAGGGAAGGAAAAAUGGGAGUACUGAAAAUGUGGAUGCUAAAGUGAAACUGCCUACGGAAGGAAGUCUUGGGGAUAAAUAUGAAGAUGACUGGAGAUAUCUUGCAGUCACCGCUUUUCUUGUAAAAUAUACUGGUUCUAGGUUAACAGUCUGCUUCACUGCUGUUGCUUGUUCAGAUGCCACUCUCACACUCAGAGCUCUUGUCUUGCCCUAUUGUUUGUGGUUUGAUGUUGCUAUGUUGGUCCCUCUGUCCUCGCCAGUCUUAUCUCUUCAACACGCCAUUGUUCCUGCGGCCUCCCUUCCAGGACAGAAAACGCCGAUGAGGAAUUUAUACGUUGUCAUUAGUGGAGCUACAGAUGGAAGUAUUGCCUUUUGGGAUCUGACUGGAAGCAUUGAAGCUUUUAUGGAUAGGCUCUCUACUCUCCAUUUGGAAAAUCUGAUUGACUGCCAAAAACGCCCUCGAACAGGGCGGGGAAGCCAGGGAGGAAGAUGGUGGAGAUCUCUGAAUUCUCGAUUUCCCAAGAAAGCACCCAGAAAAGAUUCUGAGACUGCCAAAUCUCAAGAAGCAGCUAAUGGAAAUGUGUUGGAUGAUGCUUCUUGUCGUUCAUCUUUAUUUGAUGAUUCCAGUUGCUGUACAUCUGAAGCAAGUAAAGCUGAAUCCCCCAAGUUGGAAAAGAAAUCAGCAGAUAAUUCCGUUGUUGAGAUCUCUGAAAUAAGUCCAUUGUACAUUCUCAACAGCGUUCAUCAAUCUGGCGUUAAUUGUCUGCAUGUGUCGGAGGCAAAACAUGGUCAAUGUUCUGAUGGUGGUUCCAUGUACUGUAUUGUAAGUGGGGGGGAUGACCAAGCACUUCAUUGCCUUACAUUUGAGGUCUUACCUCAAUCUUCAACCCCAGAUCCAGAGAUUUCAACCGUUAAAUAUGAAUAUUCGCAUGAUUUUCUUCCUCAUGGAAAGCAUUGUGUGAUCAAAUUAAUCUGUCGGGACAAUAUUGCCUCGGGCCACAGCUCUGCUGUAAAAGGUGUUUGGACUGAUGGCACUUGGGUGCUUUCUACUGGUCUCGAUCAGCGCGUUCGAUGCUGGAUCCUCAGUGAAACUGGUAAAGUAACAGAGCAUUCUCAUCUGAUCAUUAGUGUUCCAGAGCCUGAAGCUUUGGAUGUGAGAGCUUGUGGUCGGGACAGGUAUCAGAUAGCAGUAGCUGGGAGAGGGAUGCAAAUGAUUGACUUCUCGGCCGAGAUGCAGAAAACAGAAUGAAGGUUUUGUCUCAACUCCAAUUCUUUUUCAGUCUCAUUCGAUUUUGAAGGAGAACCCUUUGUUAUCUUCCAUCAGAUGUUUCCCCGACUGAGAUUGAAACUGUAUACUGAAUAGCAAAUGUCGGACUAUAUCUUGUAAGAGUUGAACAAAACCAGUUCAUAUUAAGAGUUUCUCAUUUUAUCA
Punica granatum (pomegranate) is the source of this 4385-nucleotide messenger RNA. The record is from RefSeq and is a predicted model, not a curated record. Lineage: Eukaryota; Viridiplantae; Streptophyta; Magnoliopsida; Myrtales; Lythraceae.